Symphalangus syndactylus (siamang) is the source of this 1125-nucleotide messenger RNA. It is a transcript of the gene F2RL2, whose product is annotated as coagulation factor II thrombin receptor like 2. Gene Ontology annotation, cellular component: plasma membrane. Gene Ontology annotation, biological process: phospholipase C-activating G protein-coupled receptor signaling pathway; positive regulation of Rho protein signal transduction; thrombin-activated receptor signaling pathway. Lineage: Eukaryota; Metazoa; Chordata; Mammalia; Primates; Hylobatidae. Gene Ontology annotation, molecular function: thrombin-activated receptor activity. The record is from RefSeq and is a predicted model, not a curated record.
AUGAAAGCCCUCAUCUUUGCAGCUGCUGGCCUCCUGCUUCUGUUGCCCACUUUUUGUCAGAGUGGCAUGGAAAAAGAUACAAACAACUUGGCAAAGCCAACCUUACCUAUUAAGAUCUUUCGUGGAGCUCCCCCAAAUUCUUUUGAAAAAUUCCCCUUUUCUGCCUUAGAAGGCUGGACAGGAGCCACGAUUACUGUAAAAAUUAAGUGCCCUGAAGAAAGUGCUUCACAUCUCCAUGUGAAAAAUGCUACCAUGGAGUAUCUGACCAGCUGCUUAAGUACCAAACUGAUACCUGCCAUCUACCUCCUGGUGUUUGUUGUUGGUGUCCCGGCCAAUGCUGUGACCCUGUGGAUGCUUUUCUUCAGGACCAGAUCCAUCUGUACCACCGUAUUCUACACCAACCUGGCCAUUGCAGAUUUUCUUUUUUGUGUUACAUUGCCCUUUAAGAUAGCUUAUCAUCUCAAUAGGAACAACUGGGUAUUUGGAGAGGUCCUGUGCCCGGCCACCACAGUCAUCUUCUAUGGCAACAUGUACUGCUCCAUUCUGCUCCUUGCCUGCAUCAGCAUCAACCGCUACCUGGCUAUCGUCCAUCCUUUCACCUACCGGGGCCUGCCCAAGCACACCUAUGCAUUGGUAACAUGUGGACUGGUGUGGGCAACAGUUUUCUUAUAUAUGCUGCCAUUUUUCAUCCUGAAGCAGGAAUAUUACCUUGUUCAGCCAGACAUCACCACCUGCCAUGAUGUUCACAACACAUGCGAGUCCUCAUCUCCCUUCCAACUCUACUACUUCAUCUCCUUGGCAUUCUUUGGAUUCUUAAUUCCAUUUGUGCUUAUCAUCUACUGCUACACAGCCAUCAUCCGGACACUUAAUACAUAUGAUCAUAGAUGGUUGUGGUAUGUUAAGGCGACUCACCUCAUCCUGGUGAUUUUUACCAUUUGCUUUGCUCCAAGCAAUAUUACACUUAUUAUUCACCAAGCUAACCACUACUACAACAACACUGAUGGCUUAUAUUUUAUAUAUCUCAUAGCUUUGUGCCUGGGUAGCCUUAACAGUUGCUUAGACCCAUUGCUUUUUUUUCUCAUGUCAAAAAUCAGAAAUCACUCCACUGCUUACCUUACAAAAUAG